CCGCCGCCGCCACUCCUCACCCUCUCCCAAACCCUACCCGCACCCCCGCCGCCGCCGCCAUGCCGCCGAAGCUCGACCCGUCGCAGGUGGUGGAGGUCUUCGUCCGCGUGACGGGCGGCGAGGUCGGCGCGGCGUCGUCGCUGGCGCCCAAGAUCGGCCCGCUCGGUCUCUCUCCGAAGAAGAUCGGAGAGGACAUCGCCAAGGAGACGGCCAAGGACUGGAAGGGCCUCCGCGUCACCGUCAAGCUCACCGUCCAGAAUCGCCAGGCCAAGGUCUCCGUCGUGCCCUCCGCCGCCGCGCUCGUCAUCAAGGCGCUCAAGGAGCCCGAGAGGGACAGGAAGAAGGUAAAGAACAUCAAGCACAGCGGCAACAUCAGCCUCGACGACGUCGUCGAGAUCGCCAGGACCAUGAGGCCCAGGUCCAUGGCCAAGGAGAUGGCCGGGACCGUCAAGGAGAUCCUCGGCACCUGCGUCAGCGUCGGGUGCACCGUCGACGGCAAGGACCCCAAGGACCUGCAGCAGGAGAUUGACGACGGCGAGGUCGAGAUCCCCUCAGCUUAAAAGGCUAAGGAGAUUGUCAUUGAUGCUGCUGAAGUGGUGUUUUGUUCUGCAUGCUGUUGAUGUACCUUACCAAACAAUUUGAUUCCACCUUUUUUUUGUGUAGCUCUAUUAGUGUUGCCCUGCGAGAGAACUCAAUGUUAUUACCGCAUCCUUUUCCAUUGGGAGUCUGGAAUGGAGAGUUUCAAACGCAUCUGCAGCUUACAUCUCCUGUUUUGGUGUUUGUUUCA
Molecule: messenger RNA, 787 nt
Organism: Panicum hallii
Lineage: Eukaryota; Viridiplantae; Streptophyta; Magnoliopsida; Poales; Poaceae
Product: 60S ribosomal protein L12-1-like
Exons: 2
Coding region: 60-560 (166 amino acids)
Biological process (GO): translation
Cellular component (GO): ribosome; cytosolic large ribosomal subunit
Molecular function (GO): large ribosomal subunit rRNA binding; structural constituent of ribosome
Source: RefSeq, a predicted model, not a curated record